Molecule: messenger RNA, 792 nt
Organism: Drosophila ficusphila
Lineage: Eukaryota; Metazoa; Arthropoda; Insecta; Diptera; Drosophilidae
Product: SUMO-conjugating enzyme UBC9-B-like
Exons: 2
Coding region: 85-600 (171 amino acids)
Biological process (GO): protein sumoylation
Cellular component (GO): nucleus
Molecular function (GO): SUMO conjugating enzyme activity
Source: RefSeq, a predicted model, not a curated record
GACCUUUUGCUACGACAAGCGUUCCUGUUCUGGAAAAAUCUCCCUAGAAUUUGCUAAAACGGAUUCACCAUUCAUUCAUCCAACAUGAAUGAGGAGAGGAAGGCCAAAAGGUUGAGCAAGCUGCGAGCAAUCGCAAUCGAGCGGUUGACCGCGGAGCGCAGGGAGUGGAAAAAGACUCACCCCUUCGGUUUCGUGGCCCGACCCAGCAAGAAUCCUGAUGGCACCCUCAACAUGAUGGUCUGGGAUUGUGCCAUCCCCGGCAAGAAGUCUACAAUCUGGCAGCGCGGCUUUUACAAGCUGCAAAUGAUCUUCAAGGACACCUACCCUCGCUCGCCGCCCAAGUGCAGAUUUGAGCCGCCGCUGUUCCACCCGAACGUUUAUCUCACGGGAACCGUCCGCCUGGGGCUGAUCGACGAGUGGAAGGACUGGCACCCGGACAUCACCGUCAAGCAGAUCCUGGUUACCAUCCAGGACCUGCUCGACGAGCCGAUCACCAAAUACCCGGCCCAGGUGGAGGCCCUCAUCCUCUACGUCCAGAACCGUCUGGGGUACGAGAAGGAAGUGCGCGAGCAGGCCCUCGCCAUGGUCCGCAAAGAUUAGUAGGCGUCCUGCGCUUGGCUUCCCAUUAAUACAUUGAUACAUUAACACAGACAUUAAUGAACAAAAACAUCUAGGCGGUUAGCGUUUUCGUGAAUGCUCACCACAUCUAUUUACUUGUAAAAACUCUACCUUUCGAUUCGAGGACCAGCACACAACUAUUCACUCUAAAGAAUAAUAAAAACCAGAACCUAA